AUGCCUCGUUUGAUUGAACUUGAUCUUUCAUUCAAUACAAUUGAUCAUUUGGCUGAAGAUGCAUUUUCAAAAUGUCCUAAAUUACGCCAACUCGAUCUAUCUGGCAAUUAUUUGACAAAUUUCAAUGGUGCACUUCAACAGUUACAAAAUCUUAAACGUCUCAAUUCAAGUUUUAAUAUGAUCCAGUUACUUCAAUGGGAUGAAUUCCCGAUAACAAUGACACAUCUUGAAAUGAGUAAUAAUCAAAUUACUCUAUUAAGUAAUACUCGACGAUCAAGAAUACGUCAUGUACAGUUACAACGAAAUCGUAUUAUGGCUUUAACGGAUGAGCAAAUUCCAAAUACAGUGGAAUAUCUAAAUUUAAGUGAUAAUUUAAUCCAUACAAUUGGUAAUGGUACUUUUCGAAAUAAACAAUUCCUAAGCAGUUUGGAUUUACGAAAAAAUCAAUUAUCCAGCUUAGAAAUAGCAGCUUUUAUGGUGGAUACUUUAACAACCGGUCAUCCGAUAAGACUAUCUGUAGCUGAUAAUCCAUUAGAUUGUAGCUGUGAAAUGGAUUGGAUUCGCAACAAUAAAGAAGAAAAAUCUCUUAUCAAUAUCGUUGAUGAUAAUCGCGCUGCUUGCUUACAUCGAAUUCAUAAUCGACGAAUUUUAUUAUCGGAAGUUAACAAGGAUGAUUUACUAUGCAACUAUAAACAAGUUUGUGAGCCCAAUUGCAUUUGCUGUCAGUAUGGUAAUUGUGAUUGCAAAUCGAAAUGUCCCGAUGGUUGUCACUGUUAUUAUGAUGUCACAUAUACCAUAAAUAUUGUACGCUGUUUGGCACUGGAACCAGAGGAUCGUAAAAACUUCUCACCAAAAGAUAUACCAAUGUAUGCUACACAUAUUUACCUGGAGCAUAUGGAGAUUCCUGUUGUUCGAAGUCAUGAUUUUCUGGGACGUACACGUCUUCUUCAUCUCCAUCUUAAUCACUCAUCAAUACGGGAAAUACAACCUUUAGCAUUCAAUACAUUACCUUCGUUACAGCUAUUGGAUCUUUCCGGAAAUUAUCUGAUGCGAUUGACAGGUGAUGAACUGUACCGAACGAACAAAAUAACAACCUUAUUGCUCCAUAACAAUCAUUUAAUGUCACUCGGUGAUCGACUCAACGAAGUGAUGCCACAACUAAAGACCAUUACCUUGCAUAAUAAUAAGCUACAGGAUUUACCGUUAUCCAUUGAGCAAUAUGGAAAACAAAUCACGGAUAUCACAUUAGGGUCCAAUUUAUUCCGCUGUGAUUGCUCACCACGUUUUCGUAUACAAUACUGGUUCUCAUCUAAUUUAGAUAUGAUACAUGAUGUAUCAGACAUUUUUUGUGUUGAAAAUAUUAGUCAUGCAGUUCGAGAGAAUGAUACGACAAUUCUUAGUGCUUAUCCUCCAAAUUUCGGUGACGAUAUCUUCAAAAUACCAAUGACACAGUUUAUCGCUACUGCUAAUACGACCAUUUGUGCACCUACCGCAAGCGGCGUAUUUGGUACCGAGGGGACUACAAAUUCAUUCCUCAUUAUUACGGCAUUGCUUGCCGUAGCGUUAAUAACGAUUGGUUUGAUAUGCUUGGCUGUAUUAUUCCUUCGAAAGACAAAAUCAGUGAUAGUUCAACGAAGGUAUAAGGUACCACCAUCAUUUACAGGUACACAUACUACACCUGGUUCCAGUCCAUUACCACUCAUCCAUUUCGAUGCUUUCAUUAGCUAUUCGAAGAAGGAUGAAAAACUUAUCAUCGAUACCUUAUACAGGCAAUUGGAAUCUGAGGAAUAUAUUUUAUGUCUAUUACAUAGAGAUAGUCCAAACUAUAGUUCUCGAGUUCAUACAAUAUCCGAUGAACUUAUCAAUCAAAUGGAAUGUGCGCAAUCUCUUAUACUUGUUCUAACUCAACAUUUCUUGAAUAAUGAAUGGAAAACAUUACAGAUUAAAACAUCUCAUCAAAUUUUCGCUAAAAAUCGUCACAAAAAAUUAAUUGCAUUACUCGGUGAUGGUAUUGAACCAAAUCAGUUAGAUGCUGAAUUAGGUCAAAUUUUACGCAAAAAUACGUGUAUUCGAAUGAACGAUCCGUUAUUUUGGAAUCUGCUACAUUCAGCUUUACCUGUCCGGAUAGCACCAUCAUCCUGUAGCGGUGGCUCAUCACAAAUUUAUUCCGAUUGUUACGGUAGUAUUGUGCCUAGUGAUAUUGUUUAA
Loa loa (African eye worm) is the source of this 2208-nucleotide messenger RNA. RefSeq lists its product as hypothetical. Gene Ontology annotation, biological process: signal transduction. Gene Ontology annotation, cellular component: extracellular matrix. Lineage: Eukaryota; Metazoa; Nematoda; Chromadorea; Rhabditida; Onchocercidae. The record is from RefSeq and is a predicted model, not a curated record. The transcript has 10 exons. Gene Ontology annotation, molecular function: protein binding. The coding region runs from base 1 to 2208 and encodes 735 amino acids.